Molecule: messenger RNA, 9266 nt
Organism: Physeter macrocephalus (sperm whale)
Lineage: Eukaryota; Metazoa; Chordata; Mammalia; Artiodactyla; Physeteridae
Product: transient receptor potential cation channel subfamily M member 4
Exons: 14
Coding region: 3735-6131 (798 amino acids)
Biological process (GO): calcium ion transmembrane transport
Cellular component (GO): plasma membrane
Molecular function (GO): calcium-activated cation channel activity; ligand-gated calcium channel activity
Source: RefSeq, a predicted model, not a curated record
GUUCGCCCCGGGGACAGACCCCAGAGUGUCCCGGGUCCGCUGACCCCGCCCACCGCAGACCCCGCCCUUCGGUUCCUUCCCUUCCCCAGUCCUGUCAGAGCCGAUACUCCUAAGGGCGUUCCCUGGUGGCUCUCUACCUCGGGGAGGGCUUGGGUCAGUCUGCAAACACUUCCAAUUUCCCAUCCUCCCGCUCAGGGUCAGUGUUCAAGGCCCAGGGCUGGGUUCUGGUUUUUUCCUUCCCGGUGUCCCUUCUGUGUGUCUCUGCCUCCUGGCGUCACUUUCUCUGUCUUUCUUUCUUGGCUGUCUCUGUUUCAUUCAUUCACUCGUUCGUUCAUUCCUCCAAGAAACUGUCACUCAGCACUUCCAAGGGGGCAUUAUUUUCAAGAGCACAGGCCCUGCCAGGGUUCAGAUUUCAGCUGGGACACGUGCUUUGUGGCUUCGGGCAAAUCAUUUCACUUCUCUGGGCCUCAUCUAUCAUCUGGGCAUAAAAACAGGCUCUAUUUCCUGCGGAUAUUGUGAGAAUUAAACAAGUUACUGCUUGUGUUAUUUCUGAAACAGUGCCCAGCGCAUAGGAAGCACUGGAAAAUAUGUCCAUAGGAACCACCGGAAGGUAGCAAUUACUAACUAGCAUGUGUAGGGCCUGUGCUUGUGCUGGGUGGCUGGGGGGUGGGGAGUGGCCACCCUUAGGAGCUCCUGGCCUUCAGUGAUGGUCUCUCCAGUGGGUUCUGGCUUUCUAGUGUCCUCAAGGCAAUCUUUGGGGUAUGGGAAAUGUCAACGUUCCUAAUUUAGUGUGUGUUUUAUUAUGACUAUAUUAGUGCAGGAUGGCUUGAAUUAGGUAUAAAUAAACAUAUAUAUUAUUUGGGGGUGAGUGCUCAAAAACUUUCACUGAUGGAAAGGACAGUCAAGGAAGUUUAGGAACCUCUGUUGUGGUGGGAGGAAGAUCAUUCUAAGGCAAGGAGAUGGGAGCUGCAAAGGACAAGCCACUGGGCCCAGUGGGAGCCAAGACGAGGCAUCUGGUUAAGUCCGGGGAGGGGACACAGGGUGUCACCAAUGGCUUCUGGAGGAGGAGGGGCUAAUGAGGAGACACUAGAAGGUGGUAAAGUUGGAGUUCGACACUUGAAGGUGGGUUGGGUUCCAGGAGUGGGAACAACAAGUAUAAAUUGCCCCCUAUUGACGAUGUGGCUUGCAAAUGGGGCAGAGUUCAAGGUGCAGGGAGCAUCUGAAAGAGGAUAUCAAGCAGGAGGCCAAGGCCAGAAGUCACACAGCCUCAAAUGUCACCCCGAGGGGUUGGGACCGUGUCUUGGUGUUCCGGGGGGCCAUGGGAGGGGCAGGGUCAGCUCUGGGUGUGGAAAGAUGCUCUGAGGGCCACGUGAGGAUAAAUAGGAAUUCCGGAAGCUGGGGACGAGGCUGGGCAAGGGGCAGGUGGGAGGAGAACAGGGCUGAGGGGACACAGAGAGGUGGGGACGGGGCAAAGAUUCAGGGGCAGGAGCUUGGGGACCGAUAGAUGUGCAGAGAGAGAGGGGAGAGGGGAGGAUGGGCCCAGACGUCUGGUCUGGGGCCUGGGAAACAGUGAGCUCGUCCCCGAGAUGGGAACGCAGGUGCAUGAGUAGGUUUGGGAAAUGUCGCCCAGCUCAGAGUGGGAUUUUGUGUGUGGGAGGGGCCUGGGGGAGCCAGGGGCGUUGCAGACCUGGCUCAGGGACUCAGGAAGGGUCUGUGACUUCCAUCCAAGACUUGAGAAGUCCUAGGUGUAGGUGGUCAUGGAAACUGGAAGUAGGAUGGGGGGAAGAAAGUGUAAAAUCAGAGGAGGUGGCAAACUGGCAAUUCUAUGGCCGAUGUGUUUUCUUUUUUUUUCUUCCGCGGAAGAGGAUUGCUAAAAACUUGUCUCUGAAUGCUUCACGACAGACAUGCUGCCUCAAGUCAGCACAGCCUCCGGCACAUCCACUUAUAAUUUUCCACCUGAUGCUUCUUUCUCUUACGUUACCUGCCUGGCCCUUGGGGGCAUUGAGUUUGAGACCCAUGUAGGGAAGGCAUGUGGUCCUAGCUCUGGAGAACACCUACACUCAAGGGAGGCACAGAGGAGGAGAAAGCCACAGGUGAGGCAGAGACAGAGCAGCCAGGGGAACGGGUGUGCUCUGCCAAGGAAAAGGUUUUCUAGAAUCAGCCUUUUAGCUAUGACCAGUGCUACUUUGUCUGAGUCAGGUGAGACCUGAAUAGAAGUCAUUGUAUUCGGGGACUUGCAGGUAAUUGCUGAUUUCAUCGGGAACAAUUUCGGUUUCAGUGGCCACACAGAGAAAGGGGGGUAGGAGAUGAGACGGACAGAGGGGGAGUCUGCCAGUGCUGUCUACCAGAAUUUUCUGCAAUGGUGAGAAUGUUCUAUAUCCACAUCCAAUAUGGCAGCCACUGGCCACAUGUGGCUCCUGGUCACUUGAAACGUGGCCAGAGCAACUGAGGAACUGAAUUUUUAAUUGUAUUUAAUUUUAAUUUAUUUGAAUAUAAGGAGCACGGUGUGGCUAGAGGCUACUGUACUGGACAGUUCAGGUUCUGGAACAUUCCAUGAAGAAAUUUUGCCAGGAAGGACUCGUGGGAAGUAGAUGGACAGGAAUGAGGGGGGUCCAGGGACAGGGUUGAGAUGGGUGAAAGGAUCCAGUGGGUAAACUGAGGCAUGCCAGGACCCUGGAGGUAGACUCAGGAAGAGGGAGGGGUGUAUUCUAUAGUUCUCACUGUGCCAGGAGCUGGUGUAUUCUGUUUGGAUUUGUUGGCCAUUCUUUUAGUGACUUUACAACUCUUGUCAAAUCCGUGGACCACCUGUGCUAUUCUUUCCAUAAAAUUAGUCCUUAAAUCAUGGCUCACUCUGUUUACAUAAAUGUAGGUCUCCCCGGAUAUUUGAAUCCCUUCUGGAAUCAGGGACCAAAGAGAUUUAGAUACAUUUUCAAACAAAUCCCUCAUCUCCCAAUCCCGUGUUGCUUGCUGUUUUUAAACUCAGGUGCCAAUCCCAUUAGGUAACAAGGGCUACUUGCUUAUUUAUUUAGGGGGAAAAAAGUUUUGUAUGUGAUCACCACAAAUGCAAAACCUGUUCCAUUUGCCACAAAGAGAAAGAAACAAGCCAUAAAAGACAGUCACAAUGAAAACCAAAUAAAAAGUAUUUACCGUCUAAAUGGAUGCUGUUGCCAGCCCAGUUUUCUGAGCCUGAGGCCCGCUUUUCUCUGUUAAAAAGAAAAAGUAAAGAGUUGGGCAUUAAAAAUAUUCUAGCACCCAGCUGAUCCUCUCUCCUUGACAGUAAUCAGGAGAGCUCAAAAAGGAAUGAUUUUCUCACUGUGUUGUUCAAGGUUAUUUAAAGCUCUGUGUGGAGUUCACGGAGACUGGAUCUGGUAUGCGGCCCCCAUUUUAGGAAAUGUUGUGUUAUUUCAUUGGCUCUCAUAGUUCUAUGACGUAGGCUGUGCUAUCAUUGUCUUUCCAUCUGAGGUGGAAAUUUAGGCUCAGAGAGAUGAAGCUACUUGCUCAAAGUCACACAGCUGCCUCGGCCUCUAGUGCAUGCGUGCUCUGUGAAUCACCCUCUUGAUUUUCCUUUUCAUGUGACUAUCAUCUGUUUGAACUGGGGGCAGCAAGGACAUCCCCGAUGGCCUCCUGCACUUUUCCACUUCAGGCCCUGAAGGCAACAGGGGACCUUGUGCCAGUGUGGGCAACCCCGGUGUGCCCACCCAUCAGUGGCUGUGGAGGAUGCAUUUGGGGCAGCCAUGGUGACCGUGUGGGACAGUGACUUGCACACCACGGAGAAGCCCACAGAUGCCUUCGGAGACCUGGACUUCCUGGGUGUCGGCCACAAGGCCAGCAAUUUCCUCCGGCUCUCUGACCGCACGGAUCCAGCUACAGUUUAUAAUCUGGUCACAAACAUAUGGGGCUUCCAGGCCCCGAACCUGGUGGUGUCAGUGCUGGGGGGGUCGGGGGGCCCCACCCUCCAGACUUGGCUGCAGGACCUGCUGCGACGCGGGCUGGUGCGGGCUGCCCAGAGCACAGGGGCCUGGAUUGUCACCGGAGGGCUGCACAAGGGCAUUGGACGGCAUGUGGGUGUGGCUGUGCGGGACCACCAGACGGCCAGGACUGGGGGCAACAAGGUGGUGGCCAUGGGCGUGGCCCCCUGGGGUGUGGUUCGGAAUAGAGACACCCUCAUGAACCCCAAGGGCUCAUUUCCUGCGAGGUACCGGUGGUGCGGUGACCCCGAGGAUGGGGUCCAGUUCCCUCUCGACUACAACUAUUCGGCCUUCCUCCUGGUGGACGACGGCACCCACGGCCGCCUGGGUGGCGAGAACCGCUUCCGCUUGGGCUUCGAGUCCUACCUUGCCCAACAGAAGACGGGCGUGGGAGGGACUGGAAUUGACAUCCCUGUCCUCCUUCUCUUGAUUGAUGGUGAUGAAAAGAUGUUGAAGCGGAUAGAGAACGCCACCCAGGCUCAGCUCCCCUGCCUCCUGGUGGCCGGGUCUGGGGGAGCUGCAGACUGCCUGGCAGAGAUCCACACUCUGGCUCCAGGGAGUGGAGGAGGCAGGCGAUGUGAAGCCCAAGAUCUGAUUAAGCGUUUCUUCCCCAAAGGGGACCCUGAGGUCCUACAGGCCCAGGUGGAGAGGAUCAUGACUCGGAAGGAGCUGCUGACAGUCUAUUCAACUGAUGAUGGCCCUGAGGAAUUUGAGACCAUCGUUUUGAAGGCCCUUGUCAAGGCCUGUGGGAGCUCUGAAGCCUCAGCUUACCUGGAUGAGUUGCGUUUGGCUGUAGCUUGGAACCGUGUGGACAUUGCCCAGAGUGAACUCUUCCGGGGGGAUAUCCAGUGGCGGGUGAGGGGUUGGGGCCUGGCGAUUGGGGACCCUGACAAAAGGCAUGCAUUUCCCCCACUCCCUGACUCCUUUGACGUCUGGCUCUAUCUUCCUUUAUGGCCUGUCCAGCCUCCUCUUAAUUGUCCAUCCGUCUCUGGUUGUCCAUCUGUCCCCAUCUUGUUCCCUGUCUCCCCAUCCAUCCAUCCACCUACUUGCCCACCCAUCCAUCCUCUCCUCCAGCCCUCCACCAUCCAUCAGUCUGACCGUCCAUCCAUCCAUCUGUCACUCAUAGCUCUGUACCCCCAUCUCUUGUCCUUAAUCUCUGACCUCAGCUGGCCUUCUGCCCGUCUCUGUGCUCAACUCUUCCCCCAUUCAUUCCACCCCCACCAGUCUUUCCACCUGGAAGCCUCCCUCAUGGACGCCCUUCUGAACGACCGGCCAGAGUUCGUGCGCUUGCUCAUCUCCCAUGGCCUUAGCCUGGGCCACUUCCUGACCCCUACGCGCCUGGCCCAGCUCUACAACGCAGCGCCCCCCAACUCACUUAUCCACAGCCUUUUGGACCAGGUGUCCCACGGCACAGGCAACAAAGGCCCAGUCUCUGAACCCUCUGCGGAGCCACAGCCCCCUAAGGUGGGGCAGGUGCUGCGGAUGCUGCUGGGGAAGUCGUGCGCGCCGACGUUCCCCGCCAGGGGCACCCACCAGGGCGAUGGCAGCAUGGAGAAUUCGUAUCUGCCGUGGGACAAGGCUACCUCAGAAUUUCUCCUGGAAGCCGUCCCCGGGCAGGCACCCUGGAGUGACCUGCUCCUCUGGGCACUGCUGCUCAACAGGGCUCAGAUGGCCGUGUACUUCUGGGAGAUGGGUUCCAAUUCCGUGGCCUCAGCUCUUGGGGCCUGUUUGUUGCUGCGAGUGCUGGGGCGCCUGGAGACUGAGGCCGAGGAGGCAGCACGGAGGAAGGACCUGGCAGCCAAGUUUGAGGGGCUGGGUGUUGACCUCUUUGGAGAAUGCUACCGCAGCAGCGAGGAACGAGCUGCUCACCUGCUCCUUUGGCGCUGCCCACUCUGGGGGGAUGUCACCUGCCUCCACCUUGCCAUGCAGGCUGAUGCCCGUGCCUUCUUUGCCCAGGAUGGGGUACAGUCUCUGCUGACACAGAAGUGGUGGGGGGAGAUGGACAGCACCACACCCAUCUGGGCCCUGGUUCUCGCCUUCUUUUGCCCCCCACUCAUCUACACCAACCUCAUCACCUUCAGGAAGCCAGAUGAGGAGCCCAUGCAGAAGGACCUGAAAUUUGACAUGGACAGCGGCAUCAAUGGGAAAGGGCCUGGCGAGUGAGUGAAGCACAAGCACUGUGUGGGGGUAGGGGGCACCCUAGGCAGCUCCAGGAGCACCGGGUAAUGGGAGCAAGACCAGAGAGGAGAAGUGGGGCUUCAGGAGAUGGUGGUUUCAUGAAGCCACUGAAAAUACUGCGGAAGUUUCCCAAAUGCCAGGCUCAAGGCUUGGUUCAACUUUGGUUCUGCCACCAAGGAGUUCCUCACUGAAAAUCAAUUUGCUUCAUGAUACAUGUAUUUCUGUCUUGAUAAAGCAAGUGAAAUUGGGUGGAUUUGGUUCAUUUAGGGAUCUUUUGCCAAUUUUUUUUUCUGACUCCAGGGCCUUUGCUCUUAAUCUCUGUGCUGUGGUACCCAUGAAGGUGUUUUCAAAAUCAGUCCUAAGCAAAUGAAAUUGAAUGUUUAUCAAUCUUCUGUUAAUUCUGCAGAGCAGAGGUGCUGGGGGACUUGGCUCUGGGUCAAGCAGAGCGGGGUUCAAGUCCCGACUUUGCCUUUGUAAGUGGCUUCACCCCUGAGCCUCAGCUUUCUUUGCUGUAAAGAGAAGGUUGUACGUGUGUUAGUCAGGUUAGGUUGAGUAAUGCUGCAAUGACAAAGCAUUCCAAACUCUCAGUGGGCUGGCAACAGUGAGGAUUUAAUGUCAUUCACGCUCCAUCUUUGGGUUGUCUGUGGCUCUGCUCCACGUGGUCUCCACUUUGGGAUAAGCAAACACCUCCUAGCUGAGAUGUUGCUGGUCUCAUGGUAGAGGGAAAAGAGACACGGCAAACCAGGUUCUGGACCUUAAAGCCUCCACUUGGAAGUGACACGUGUCACGUUUGCCCACUUUUCAUUGCCGAAAACUAGUCAUAUGAUAAUUCCUUAGCUCUUAAUUCUUCCACUGGGAGGGAACCAAAAUAUUUGGUCCACAGUAAUACAAUAUACCACAAUGCCUGAUGGAACAGUUGGGAGGAUUCAUGGAGAUAAUGUGUAUUAAAUGUGCAUAUUGUAGUACCUGGCACAAAGUAAGUGCUCAGUUAAUGGGAGACUAGCAUUACUACUGCUAUUAUUGAUACACUUAUUUGUUUUGUUGAAUAGUGUGUGUGUGUGUGUGUGUGUGUGUGUGUAGGUAUAAGGGUCUAAAUCUAUGGUAAUAGAGAAACAGAGGAAGAGGCCCCAUCUUUGCACCCUCCAUCUCUACUUUAAUCAUCUGAAUGGGAACAGGGAGGAACCUCAGCCCCAAUAUUCCAGAAGAAAAAGUGUUUCUGGUAACUGUUAGAAACAUAAUCAGACUGCCAGAAGUCUGUAAAACCUACCACCUGCUGUGAAACAAGUCAAAUUUAAAUGUAUUAUGUAUAUACAUAUUUUUUCUGAGACAAUGCACAAAGAAUACAAAAUAUUUGUCAAGGUAGAAGAGAAUACUAAGAAAAAAAUUUGGACCACUGAAAAAAAUUAGACAGAGGGUCCCAAUGUCAGGAUCCCUAGUGGCAUCCUUGUCUGGUGAGUUCCCAACAUUUGUACCAUAUGAUGAUGACAAUAGCUGAGGUUAUAGAACACUUACAGUGGGUAGCCAGUGCGCUAAAUUGUUUUGAAAAUCAGUUCAUUUAAUUCUCUCAACAACCCUAUGCCAUAGGGUCCAUUAUUAUUCCCAUUUUACAGAUGACAUAACUGAGGCAUUAAGUCACCCACCUCAGAUCAUGUGCUUAGUCAGUGGUGGAGCUGGGAUUUGAACCCAGAUCAUCUUGUUCCUGAAUCUGUGCUUUUAGUCACUGUAGAAAGCCACCUUCCUGGAGGGCUUUGUAAAAGGACAGAUUCCUGGAUGCUUCUCCUCCAAGGAAGCAUCCAGGAAUCUGUGUGUCUCCUGCCUGGAGGUGAUUCAAGAUGGCAGACUUUGGGGAGCAUUCUGACCCACCACAUAUUUUUGUUACCAGGUCUGUUUUCUCUUAUUAUUGGGGAGCUAGUUCUCCUCUCUGCAUCUCACUUUCUUUAGCUUUUACUGUUCUUUCUGCUUAUUUUCUUUAGAACAGCCUGAAAACAAAACAAAAAAACAGCCCUAUUGAGAUAUAGUUCACAUACCAUUCAGUUCACCCAUUUAAGGUGUACAAUUUUCAGUCGUUUUCAGUAUAUUCACAGAGUUGUGAAAUUAUCACAAAAUUAAUUUGAAAACAUUUUCAUCACUGCAGCAAGAAAUCUUGUACCCAUUAACAGUCUCACUCCCCACUCCUCCCUUCUCCCAGUCCCAGGCAACCGCUAAUUUACUUUCUGUCCCUACGGAUUUGCCUGUUCUGGACAUUCCAUAUAAAUGGAGUCAUACACCAGUUGGUCUUUUAUGACCGGCCUCGUUAACUUAACAUCAUGUUUUCAAGAUUGAUCCACUUUGUAGCAUGUGUCAGUGCUUCAUUCCUUUUUAUUGUUGAAUAAUAUUCCAUUGUUUGAAUCUACCACAUUUUAUUUAUCUAUUCAUCAGCUGAUGGACAUUUGGGUUGUUUCCACUUUGGGGUUUUCUUUCCACUUGGUUUAUAAAAAGAGGAUGCCUUUCCAAGCCAGUUUAUUUUUCCUGUUAGCUUUCUGAAUUUAUUAUUAUUUGUAUUAUUCAUUUUCCUCUUUCUGAUUUGAGGUCAGAAUUAAGAGUUAGGAUGAAACUGGGACAGAGGAUCAGAACUCAGGUGAGAAGGGUCAGAGAUAUGAGUGGACCUAGAAGCUUAGAAUUCAGAUAUGGCUGUACAGUCAGAGAUCAGACAUAGGGAAGGAAGAGUUAUCUGAGAAAACUGUGCUGGAUAAUCUGAUAUCAGAAUUUAUGGGUUAGAAGUUAACAUUCAGGGAUGGAGUUGUCAAACCUGGGGAACCAAGGCCAUGAAAGUGAGGAGGUCAGAGGUCAUAUUUGAGGGCCAGAGGUCAGAUAGAUGGUCCAAGGUCAGACAGAGAGUCAGAGGUUGUGAGGGUGAAAGAAGAGGGACUUGGAGACAAAAGCCAGACAAGAGUCAGAGUUCAGCCCAGAGGCCAGAGGUCAGAAAGGUCGAAUAAGUCAGAGGUGCAAGCUCAGCAAGCAGUCUUGAUGGUAGGAGAUUUCAGAGGUCAGAAAUUAGAUACAGGGGUCAAAAGUCAAGGUGAUGGCGGACAUCAGACUUAGUUUCAGGUCAGGCAGGGUCAGAAGUCGUGAAGGUGGGGA